AUGUCCUCUCUCCGAUCCAGCUCCGCGCGAGGCCGCUACCUCCUCCAUCCUCACCUCCGCCAUAGCGUUCCCCGACCAACACCAACACCCACACCCUCCUCCCUCUGCCUCGCCCUCCACUACCGGGUCCCUUUCACCCCAUCCGCCCGCCCUCUCUCCAUCCACGCAAAACGACCAGUCCUCCCAUCCCCAUCCCCACGCAUCAAUCCCUACCUUCCCAGCUCCGUCCGACAAAUCACCCAAUCCCAAUCCAGCACGGGAAAAUCACAACCGGACCUCCUCGUCGAAGAACUCCAAGAACUCUACGAAAACGCCAAGGACGAAUUCGAAAUCGCCACGGAUAGCACCGACGGCGCCACCAUCUACGCCGCCUCGGACCGCGAGUCGGCACGGGACGCCCUCGACGAGCUUCUUGCCGUCUUUGCGCUGUAUACCACUGAGCUGGCGGAGGGGGCUGGAGCGGGAGUGAGGGCGGGGGCAGAGGCGGAGGCGGAGGAGGAGGACGCGCAGGGGAAGGUGGUUUCCACGAACUUUGAUCCUGCGGAUAUUGCGCCGGAAGUGCGCGAGGAGGUGCGCCGGAGGGUUGGGCAUCGGGUGCGGGAGCUGCAGAAUGCGGUGGAGGCGUUGGAGGAGAGGGCUCAUGCGGAGUGA
Aspergillus clavatus NRRL 1 is the source of this 651-nucleotide messenger RNA. RefSeq lists its product as uncharacterized. The coding region runs from base 1 to 651 and encodes 216 amino acids. NCBI's taxonomy places the organism in Eukaryota, Fungi, Ascomycota, Eurotiomycetes, Eurotiales, Aspergillaceae. The transcript is spliced from 2 exons. The record is from RefSeq and is a predicted model, not a curated record.